CCUUAGCUACUGGUGAUGCAAAGAAAGGCGAGUUUUAUUCUUGUCGAUGAGGCAACAAAACUAAUUUUGAAAUCUACAAAGACAACCAGAGCAGGAGGGAAAUACCAUGGCACAUCAGUGUCUCUAUGGGAACUGCUCUACUCCAAAUACAUCACUGAGGAAAAGAGGAGAGAGCUAGUGCAACAGUACAAGUCUGGAUCAAUCACAAUUGAACGCUUCUUAGAAAUGAUCCUGACAAUCAUUCAGCAACAGACCACAACAACCUCAUCGUCAUCACUUGUCAUGUGCCAACCACCAGAAACAAACGUGGAUAGCAGCACAACCACCAUCACCACUACAGUUACAGAGAAAACUGAAGUUCAAAGCUUCCAUGGAAUCAGAAAGGAUGUCACUGCUACUGAGUUGCUUGAAUCAAAAAUCAUCAAUGAGGACCUCUACAAAAAUCUUACUGCUGGAAAAGUCACAGUGACAGAAGUAAGUGAAAUGGACUCAGUACGUAAGUACUUAAAGGGAACUAACAGCAUUGCAGGAGUGUACCUUCAGUCCACCAAAGAGACCCUGAGUAUAUAUGAAGCCAAAAGCAGAGGCCUGCUAACUCCAGGUACUUCUCUGGUUCUGCUGGAAGCCCAAGCUGCCACUGGCUUUGUAAUCGACCCAGUAAACAACAAGAAACUUUCUGUAGAGGAAGCUGUGGCUCAAAGAGUGGUUGGCAAAGAGUGGAAAAAUAAACUGCUUUCAGCAGAAAGGGCUGUUACAGGAUACAAAGAUCCCUACACUGGAAAGACAAUUUCGUUGUUCCAAGCCUUGAACAAAGAUCUCAUUGUGAAAGAUCAUGGAAUUCGUCUUCUAGAAGCGCAAAUUGCCACAGGAGGCAUAAUUGACCCAGUGCACAGUCACAGAGUUCCUGUUCAGGUAGCAUAUACAAGAGGUUACUUUGAUGAAGAAAUGAACAAGAUUCUGUCUGACGCUGAUGAUGACACCAAGGGCUUCUUUGACCCCAACACCCAAGAGAACCUCACCUAUCUUCAGCUGGUUGAGAGGUGUGUCACUGAUCCCAUCACAGGCCUGAGCUUACUUCCGUUGCACAAGUGACGGAAAGAAAACCUUUCUAAAAGCAUUAACCUUUGAAUUUUUAACCUUCAGUGUACUCAUAAUACAAGUUAAUACUUUCUCCUUGUGCUUUUAACAAAUCAUUUUAUCGUCAGUUAUUUCAAUAGCCUGCUAUCCGCUGUAAAAAUGCCAACUGGUCUUAUAUGACUUAACUCUGAAAAUUACACUAUGUAUUUGUUGCCCUUUUCUUGUUUUCAGACCCUUUGAUCACAUUCUAAUUUCCUCUGAUAACACUACAUUUUGUAUUUGCAAAAUUUCCCUGUUUUAACGUUUUUUAUGUCAUUUGUGGAGUCUAAAGAUUGGAUUGAUUUUACAUUGAUAUAACAUGAGCAUACUUGUACCUUGCCUGUACAAACAAGAUUUUGUUGUUUUAUAACAUGCAGGCAAAGCUUUUCUUGCUGAAAUCUUUUGCUUCCAAAGUAAACAAUGAAUUGCUUUAACCUCACUUGGCGGCCAGCCAUACAUUUGGUUUUUUGUGCUAUUGUAAAACCUUUUGUGCAAACUGUUGUCUGUGGCCCAAUAAAGAAGUGAGAUAUAA
Molecule: messenger RNA, 1648 nt
Organism: Etheostoma spectabile (orangethroat darter)
Lineage: Eukaryota; Metazoa; Chordata; Actinopteri; Perciformes; Percidae
Product: plectin
Exons: 2
Coding region: 16-1092 (358 amino acids)
Biological process (GO): wound healing; intermediate filament bundle assembly
Cellular component (GO): keratin filament; cytoskeleton; cytoplasm
Molecular function (GO): keratin filament binding; structural molecule activity
Source: RefSeq, a predicted model, not a curated record